AUGCCCUUUAUUGCAGAACUCCAGAAACGACAGACUGUAUGUGGGUUUGAUUCUUUUGGCAGAUACAGAUGCUACCAACGAUCCAACUGGCACUGGGCCAGAUGGCUCCUCUUCAUCAUCUUACUUGUUGCUGCCAUCCUCCUCGUCUUUCUCUUCACCUGUUUGAAGACCAGAAAGAGAGCCAAAUCAGGCCAGGCUCCCAUUAAAUACACCACCUGGAUGCUUCCUCCUUCCUACAGACACUCCCAGCAACAGUAUAACAAGCCCGAGGACUACAAUCCAAACAAACCUCCAAAUCAGGAAACUGCUCCUCCAUAUCCCUCCUACAAUCCUCCCUUCAAUCCUCCCUACAAUCCUCCCACAUAUCCUCCCACAUAUCCUCCAAACGACAACUCGAACCCAUAUGACAACAAUCUCUACAAUAGAGCUCCUGUUGACACACCCGGUUCUGCUGAAAAUCCCAAUUCUUCUGAUUUUAUCAACGGUUAUCAAAGACCUGCUGGCGCUCCUCCAGCUCACGUCAGAGAUUAG
Molecule: messenger RNA, 531 nt
Organism: Ascoidea rubescens DSM 1968
Lineage: Eukaryota; Fungi; Ascomycota; Saccharomycetes; Ascoideales; Ascoideaceae
Product: resistance to Congo red protein
Exons: 1
Coding region: 1-531 (176 amino acids)
Biological process (GO): vesicle-mediated transport
Cellular component (GO): intracellular membrane-bounded organelle
Source: RefSeq, a predicted model, not a curated record